Messenger RNA from Talaromyces marneffei, 1107 nucleotides. RefSeq lists its product as uncharacterized. NCBI's taxonomy places the organism in Eukaryota, Fungi, Ascomycota, Eurotiomycetes, Eurotiales, Trichocomaceae. The coding region runs from base 1 to 1107 and encodes 368 amino acids. Gene Ontology annotation, molecular function: ribonuclease III activity; double-stranded RNA binding. The record is from RefSeq and is a predicted model, not a curated record. Gene Ontology annotation, cellular component: nucleus. Gene Ontology annotation, biological process: primary miRNA processing; regulation of gene expression; rRNA processing. The transcript has 2 exons.
AUGGAGCCGCUCGGUCCUGUCGCCGUCCUCGAGGACGCUGUCGGGGGGUCAUUUGUACUGGCAGAAGAAAUCACACCUUCUGAGAAACCCCAGAUUCGCGACACUUUUGAAAGAGCAGGUUUUCGGAAACCAUCACCGAAAGUCUACGCUUUACAUUCUCGUCUCGCUCUACCCAAGAAACUCCCCCUCGAGACCCUAGCCCGAACGUUAAGAGAUGCAUCAGCAGACCCCCACCCCAGCUUUAAUAAUGCAUCUUUGGCUUUGCUCGGCCACGAUCUCCUCGCCAAUUAUACCACCGAACACAUCAUCUGUACCUAUCCUCGCCUUCCCAUGACCGUGAUCUACGCCGCAAUGUACGCAUAUAUUGGUCCAAGGACACUGGCAGCCAUAGCUGGAGAAUGGGGUGUGGAGUUUGCUGCUGUACCUGGGCCCGAAGUAGACCCAGGUCUUUUGCAGUUUAAGCGGGUACAACCAGGAACAGAGAUUGUGCAAGACGCGAAGAAGACCACACGACCAAACACACACUGGAGGAAGUCGAUCGCAUCGAGCGUUGUCCACGGCGAUAUAUUCGGCGACCCAGAUCUCAGGACCAAAAAUCCGAAAUACGUCGAAUCCCGGCUCCCCGAUAUCGACUCCAUUCCUGGCGUAACCGCCGAAAAAGCCGCAUCAACAUUUGUGCAGGCGCUGGUGGGUGGUAUUUAUCUACAUGCUGGUCGUCCAGCGGCCAAGCGAUUCUUCAAGGAACAUAUCAUAUCCCGCCACCUCGACAUGACCAAAUUAUUCUCUUUCACACAGCCUGCUCGCGAUCUGGCUAAUUUAUGCCACCGUGAAAACAUCGAACCUCCUGUUGCCAAGAUCAUCAGCGAAACCGGUCGACACAGCAGGAAUCCCGUCUUCAACGUUGGCGUCUUUUCUGGCAAGGACAAAUUGGGCGAAGGAUCUGGAGCAAGUCUUAUCGAGGCCAGGACUCGAGCUGCAGUUGCAGCGCUCAAGGGUUGGUAUCUCUACAGCCCCUUGGAUGUUAGAGUACCUAGUUCCACAGAAGAAGAAGAAGGUGCAAAGCUAUGGAAGCCCGUAUACGUGGAUUAUGGGGAGAUUUUCGUCUAA